Molecule: messenger RNA, 7311 nt
Organism: Fukomys damarensis (Damara mole-rat)
Lineage: Eukaryota; Metazoa; Chordata; Mammalia; Rodentia; Bathyergidae
Gene: Dok6
Product: docking protein 6
Exons: 8
Coding region: 101-1096 (331 amino acids)
Biological process (GO): cell surface receptor protein tyrosine kinase signaling pathway; positive regulation of MAPK cascade
Cellular component (GO): cytoplasm
Source: RefSeq, a predicted model, not a curated record
CGGCCGCGCGGCUGCUGGCGGUGCCUGGCUGAAUGCGAGACCUGCACGGACCCGGCGGCAGACGGCGGCUUUCGACUCCGGGAAGCGAAACGCGCUGGCCAUGGCCUCCAACUUUAACGACAUAGUCAAGCAGGGUUACGUGAAAAUCCGCAGCAGAAAGCUCGGGAUUUUCAGACGAUGCUGGUUGGUUUUCAAGAAGGCUUCUAGCAAGGGACCAAGACGGUUAGAAAAAUUUCCAGAUGAAAAGGCAGCUUAUUUUAGAAACUUUCAUAAGGUAACUGAAUUGCACAACAUCAAAAAUAUAACCAGACUGCCUCGAGAGACAAAAAAGCAUGCAGUGGCAAUUAUUUUUCAUGACGAAACGUCCAAGACAUUUGCCUGUGAGUCAGAGCUGGAGGCAGAGGAGUGGUGCAAACAUCUCUGCAUGGAGUGUCUAGGGACCAGGCUCAACGACAUCAGCCUUGGAGAGCCAGACCUCCUGGCUGCAGGAGUGCAGCGGGAACAGAAUGAAAGAUUCAAUGUUUAUCUCAUGCCUACACCAAAUCUGGAUAUUUAUGGUGAAUGCACAAUGCAGAUCACUCAUGAGAAUAUCUAUCUCUGGGAUAUCCACAAUGCCAAGGUCAAGCUGGUGAUGUGGCCUCUCAGCUCCCUAAGGAGAUAUGGUCGAGACUCCACGUGGUUCACCUUUGAGUCAGGAAGAAUGUGUGACACAGGAGAAGGACUAUUCACUUUUCAAACAAGGGAAGGAGAAAUGAUCUAUCAGAAGGUCCAUUCUGCGACACUGGCCAUAGCUGAGCAACAUGAAAGAUUAAUGCUAGAAAUGGAGCAGAAGGCCCGGCUUCAGACAAGCUUGACUGAACCAAUGACGUUAUCCAAAUCCAUCUCUCUUCCUCGCAGUGCGUACUGGCAUCACAUUACCCGUCAGAACAGCGUUGGUGAGAUCUACAGUUUGCAAGGUCAUGGGUUUGGUUCGUCAAAGAUGUCUCGUGCACAAACAUUCCCCAGCUAUGCCACGGAACAGAAUGAAGAGGCUCAGCCUCCCUUGUCACGGUCUAGCAGCUAUGGCUUCAGCUACAGCUCCAGCCUCAUCCAGUGACAUACAGAGGCCACCUCUGACCAGACAGUCUGUCCUGGACCUGCCUGCAGGGUCACUGCGCCCUCUGCCUCCUGGAAGACCAACUGCAGUACACACUGACAUGGGUUGGGUCUAGCCCCAAUUCCAUUGAAAGGUUAAAAACUGGAGUUCUGCUUCCUUGAUUAGUGGCUAAGUCCUUUAUUUAUUGAAUUUCUAUGGGGGAAUCUAUGUUUUACAAUAAUAGAAUGAACAGUCAUUUAAAUAAACAAAAUCCUUUGAGUCUGACAGUAGCAGAAGCCUUGGUGUUGGGAGAAAUUGCCCACACUGGGUGGGUGUGGUGACCGAGUGACACCUGUCUUCAGUGCCCAGCCGUGCCUCUGAGCACAGGGUCUGUCCUUAGGCAUCUUGCUGACCUACCACAAGUUUUGUGGCUUGUUCAGUUUUGACAGGGUCAAAUUUAGUAAGCUCUGCAAAUGGCAUCUUAACCCUUGGUAGAAAUAAAUCCAGUGACAAUUAAGGGAAUGUAAAUUAGAACACUCUGUUAAUCAGGGUCUGGUAGCUCUGCUGUCGUGCGUGCGUGCGUGCGUGUGUGUGUGUGUGUGUGUGUGUGUAGACAAAUAUAGAUAUGGAUAUUGCUAUAUCCAUCUAUAUAUAAUAAGUAUAUAUAUAUAUACAUAUAUAUGUGUGUGCUGAGGGUGACAGGAUAUGCUCUAUUAAAUUGUUGAAAACUGUACUUUGUUGCAUUAAAAUUAAGAUUGCUAUGUUGAAUAGCUAUUUUUAAAAUAGUGCUUUUUUUUCAAAAAAAAAAAGGCUUCUUAUUAGCAAAAGUAUUUAUGUAGUCCAGUCUGCUCUUGUGAAAAGUCUGAGCAAAAAUGUGAGAAGGGGAAUGUUUGGGAAGCAAGAGCUUAGCUGUCUUACCUGUCAUGCUGUCACACUGUGUGUCUGGUUAGUGUUUCCAUACUGUUGACAGUGUUUCUCUUCUUCUGAGCUACAUGAGGAAGAUCUGAUGUGAUCACUGAUUAGCUUUCAAUUAACCUGGGGAAAAAGAGACUCCAAAUGAGAAACUAAGAAAGAAAAGAAAACGCACACACAUUUUUAAAGAAAUCAGCUAUUUUUCAGUAAGAGAAGAAAAACCAGGCACAGAACAGUAGCUCUCAACAUUUAAAAUUUCAUAGAUACUAUUCCCAGGGGCCAAUAGGUACUUCUAAUUUCCUAUGUAACCAGACCUCACUGGGUUUCAUUUUCUCUUGGAAUGGACAUGGUUUGUCUGAGGUUAUAGGUGGAAAAGGAUCAAAUAUAAAUACUUUUAGGGCUGACACUGUUGAGAAACCUACACCAUUAAAGGGAAGUAGUGGUUUCCUCACGAAUGGAGGGAGUCUGGCUAAAUUCAGUCAACAUAGUUAUGUGUGUCCCUAAUUUUAAAAGCAAAAAUAAAAAUUAUUCUGCCUGAAACAUUUGAUACAGUGUGUCUAAUAUUGGUAUCUCUCAAUUACUCUAGCAUGGGUUUAAAGGAUGGUGAGACUGACUUUUUUUCUUAAUAGCAAAAUUUUUAUACGAACAAAAGCAGUCUGUUGAAGGGUACCUGUUUUGCUGGUCCCUGUUAAGAUUUUUUUCAUAUCUAUUCACAGCCUGAGAGUAGGUUGACCAUUCAUCUAAGUGAAUUACUAUUGAAUAAAAAUGAUUCCAUACCCCUUUUUGAUAAAUGUACACUUAAAACUACCUAGACUCUCUGAAUCACUCAGAUAGAUAUGAAAACCCCAUCAAGAUGCUAAUCAUAAGAGUUAAUGUGGCUGCAAAAAAUAAAAACCCUAAGCCUUCAGGGAUAAAAAGGAAAUUACUCAAACUCUCUUUGCUGUGAAUUUUGCUGGCACAGCAGAGGAGCAGAUAACUGGAUUCUUUCAAGGAUACAGCCUUCCCUGGGAUCCCUGCUUUCGGGGUUCACACCUCUGAAUUUCUUUAGUGCUUGGCAUUUGCUUUGGAAAUGCUAUUACUCAAAUAUACCAGAGCAUCUCCCAGCUGAGACCAUUUGAGCACAGUUCCUAGUGCAGCCAAUUCAGAGCAAGCCUCUCACUGCCUCACUCGGUUGAGCUGUUGCUUAGACACCAGAAGUUUCUAUAAGGGACUUAUGGGGAAAGGCCCUCAGGGGUCCUAGUUCAUGUCUCAGCUUUAUUAAUGUGCCAGAAGCACAGACAGCAGGUCCAGGGGGAUUCUGCUAAUUACACAAGUCUGCUCUUGUGUCUCUUUGGUGGGAGACAAGUAUCUGCAUGAAUCACUUCCAGAACACCGCUGGGUUCUGAUCUUCCCUGGUGAACUAACUGAGAAGGUAUAACCUUGAGCCAGUUUACUCUGAAAAUAGUGUCACAGAAAAAGUGUGUGGGAAAUUUACUUCUCAAGGCUUUAAUCCAAUCUCAUCCUAGUGAGGAUGAUGCUAUAAAAUAUCUCAUGGUAGUGUUUUGAAGCUUUAUUCUAGUAUCCUCCUUCACAUAUACAUUCAACUGAGUCAAAACUGCAAAGUGAACAGAUAGAAUUUAUAGUAACCUCAUACACUUGAAAAAAGGCAGUGUUCGUUGUAAUAAAAAUGACAAGCAGAUAGAGCUACAAAAACCAAAGACAGAAACUUAUUUGUAUCAGUCCCUUGGAACUUCAUAAAGAUCAGUUCCACUGGAAUGACUAGAAUAGGUGUGGGCCUGUGUUCAGCUCACCCAAGCUUGUGGGUUUUUGACUGAAGAUCCCUCUAUAUUUUGCAAGUCCUUUCUCUCUCCAGAGAUGUACUAUGUCUUUAAACAUGCAGACAACUUUUUCAUGGUGAGGGAGGGAUUUCUAUGAACCAAAGACAUCUUUUGGCUCCGAAAGUGACUCAACUGGGGUUUCACCCAGAUUAGUACAUGUAAAUAAAGAUGGUCACCAUUUCUACAUCAGUUUGGAAGAGAUCCAUGAUCAAGGAACCUCACAUUCAUAAUAAAGUCUCUUCUGACAGCAGAGAAAUCCUGGGCACACCUAUCUCAUAGAAAGAUUGUAUGAGGGGAUUUAUUUUUCAUGUCCUCAACUGUUUCUUAUGAUAAUCUUAAUGUGCAUAACCAACAUAUGACAUUAAUUUAAAGGCUGGAACAGUACACAAUGAACUUUACUCCGUGGUUCACUAUUCUGCUGGGGGAUGGGGCAUAAGACAAACCUUUCACUUACUUAAUGGACAAACAGUAGGCACUCAGAGAUCAUUUAUUUAGGCAGGCUGAAAAUAUUUCUGAAUCUGUAGGUUCUGGCCACUGCCAAAAUUUGAAUUUUAUAAAAAAUAUCUAUUUACAUACAUAUUACGGAAGAUGCUGUUUUAUAGAGCAUGUGAACUAAUCUUCACCUCUUUCACCAAUUAGUCAUCACAGCACUAGUCCUAGUAUCUUGUACAAUUCUUCUGUCUUCAUUAGACAUUUAUGUUUGAAAAGUGUUCAUCCCCUAUAAAAUAAUUAGCCAUUAGUAUCUUCUGUCCAACCCAGAAACAGUGGCUUAACAAAUAGCUUUACACUGUUAGUAGUAGUCUCUACAGAUCCCAUUUAUUGCAUGUGGUAUCUUUAUAGUAGAUAUUAAAAUAUAUCAUAAAGAUUGAUGUCUACUCAUUAUUUGGCAAAUAUCUCAAAUAACUUUGCAAAAAAGCAUGAGUACAGUAUUCCCUUGAUUAUUGGAAACAUUUAAUGUACUAAAGUCAAACAUUAGUGCUAUAUAAAAAGAAGCCAAGGAAAUCAUAUUAUUAUAAAAAUUGUAGUUCAGUUCUAUUAUAACACAGCACAAUAAAUGAAAAAUAUACAUACAGUAGGGCUGAACUUUAGAUGUGUAGCAUUUCAAGUUUUACAAAAAGUUACACUAAUAACUAAUCAAAGUGAAAAUUACAUAUUCUCCAAUUCUAUUAACAUGUCUAUCAAUAUUUUACAUUUCAAAUUACAUUAUCAAUAACUAAUUAUAUACUCCCAGACCACUUCUGUCUCAAAGUAGAUAAAAAUUUACCACAGGCAUGCAUUAAUAGUUAUAACAACAGGUGAUAUGUCACACAUAUUAAUAUCUAACCUAUGAAAUUUAUGGAGUGUGUAUUUAUAGGCUAUGAAAUUUAUAGGAUGCAAUUUCCCAUAAAAUUAGUAGAGAGGGAUAGUGACUAGUCAGGAGGAUAAUUUAGGUAAAAUGAUAAAGAAUUCAUUGAGAGGUGCCUCACAAGUACAAGGUCCUGAGUUUGAUUCCCAGUACCAAAAAGAAAAAAAAGAAAGAAAGAAAAGAAAUGGAUUGAAAUGUCAAGAACAACACUUAGACCCUAGUUUCCUAACACUGUAAUCCAGCUCUGUGUCACACACACUUGACCUUCUUUACCUAAUGUAUCAUUUCUUAAUAUGACCACAGAAACACACAUUAGCAACAAAUAUGCUUUUUUUCCAUUCUGUGAAAAAAAUUUAGCACAAAAGUAUUUAGCAUUUUAAUCCUCAUACUAAAAUGUAUCUUCAGUAAUAUGAGAAUCAUUUCUCUAUGGCCAACUUCAUUUUAGUGUUGUGAAUAUAUAUUAUCAUGACACAUAUAUACAUAUAUGGAACUGUGUAGGGGCUAAAUAUGGGAAAAGAUCAACAAAUCACACGUGUGAUUCCUGUGAACAUACUAAAAAGAUUACCUUUUUCUCUGUGGAACUACCACAAAUCCAAACUUUCUUCCUCAAGAAUGUGAACUUUAUUUCAACAAUUGUUCCAACAGAGAAAGUAUUAGAUAGCUUAGAGAUUGUCACAGAAUUAUGAAAAGCUGGGCACAUUUUCUACGCAGGCAGAAUGCUAGCCAGCUCCAGAAGCAAUCUUAAAGGUCACAGAGAAUAAAAGUUUCACUUUGCUUUCCUCAGGAGAAAAUUGAAACCCAUGGAUGCUGUAAUUUUUUAAAGGCAAAAUGGUGAGGCGUGGUUUCUCCUAAUUCCAGGGCCCGUGUCUAGGAAUGUUUCCUUGGCUCCAGCUGGUCUUCCAGUUAGGCUCAGCGCAAGUUGAGAAAUGCCACAUGGCCUCAUGAUAAAUACACCCUUGUACAGUUCCCAUGUUUUGAAAUGCUGUUAUUCUUCUUGUAUUGACUGCCAGCCAUAUCCAUCAAAAGGUUUUCUGAGACAUUUAAUGAGACCUUGUAGGUCAUAAAUGACUGGUAUAAGCUUUGUUAUUCUUAAAUUGUCAUUCAGUUAUGGGUUUAUUUAAAAUUCACUUACUGAUCAUAAAAUAAUUGUAAAAAAUUUAGUAGUUGUGUGUUUUUUGUGGUCCUGCUAACUCCUCAUAGUGUAAUCAUGAUUAUUGUUUUGGAAUCUCUCUCUCUCUCUGUAGUACUUUAUGGUGUCAUUAUUUAUGUUAUUUUUCCACAAUUUUGUUGGGCAAUUGAUACUAGUACAGCUAAAUUUUUUCAUGUGACCUUUAGUUUCCAACUUCAGCAGAAAUUCUGAACUGAUUUGUUUUACAUUAAAAUAAUGAAUACCUCAAGUUUUUCCUUGCAGGCAAUUAUUUACAUUUACUGAAGUUUAGAGAAAUAAGAAAUAACCUAAAAAUAUUAAGUAACAUGAAAACCACAAUUUACUUGUAAUUUUCACACACAUUUCCCUGAUUUUAACAUCUUGUAAACAUUUCAAGUAGGUAAAAAGUGCAUUUGCAAUAGAAAUGUCCCCCUAAUAAUUCCAUUAAAUGAAUACUCUUAUUUUAUCAUAUCUUCUAUACCUACUUCCCUAGUCCAUAUUUUGUAUAAUGUCUGUUGAGAGAAUAAAUGAUUGUAAUCAUUAUUUGGAACCAAUUAUACUAGUUAAUACAAUUAACUUCCUCAAUCUGUUUCCUGCUUAUUGGAUGCUUUUAGACUGAGAGCAUAAAAUCAAUCCUUUCUCUAGACACAGAAUUGUGUGUAGAGAGGUGCUGAGACCCACAGUUCCAAAAACAGUUGCUUAUUAUCAGGUCUACCAAAUUUAGAAAUCCAACUUCAGUCAAAAAAUAAAAAUUAGAUAUGAUUUAGUGCUUGAAAAAUCACUAUAAGAUUUCUCAGAAAACAUCUUGAGGGGGUUUUAUGAUGGUUUCAGAUUGUUGACUGUUUGGCUGAGGGACUGAAAGGCAGCAAAAUGAAGGACAGACUGGUAACAGUACCUUGAUAUUCAGUAUUAAUCCAAAAUUAACACAAUAAGAGAAUGGUUUAUCAACUUCAGAUGAACAAAUCUACUAUAGUGCGAGCAGCGAUACUUACUCUUCUCAAUAUAAAUUAAUAAA